Durusdinium trenchii is the source of this 678-nucleotide messenger RNA. Lineage: Eukaryota; Dinophyceae; Suessiales; Symbiodiniaceae. The record is from the annotation of a GenBank genome assembly.
AUUUUAUCUCUGACCACCUGGUUAUCUUCAGAGGUCGUGACCACUCAAGAUUUGUGUCCCACAGAGGUCCUGUGUGUGGGGAGGGUGGCUCUCGUGACCACCUUGGAAAGCUGGUGAAGCUGCAACACCUCUUGAAGAAGAGCUUUUUGGGGGGAGUGACUUCCUGGAACAUGAGGCCCCUGGGCUUCUUCGAUCCGGCAGGCUUCUCCAAGGUGGGUGACAAGGAGAACUUCCAGAACCUCCGAGCGGCGGAGAUCAAACAUGGGCGCGUGGCCAUGAUGGCGGCGCUCGGAGCGGUCCCCGCAGGCAUUGGUGCGGUGACCACCCCGCCUGGAACCUACGGUUUUGCGGCGCUCCUUUUGCUCUCGGGUGCCAUGGAGCUGGCCGUGUGGACUCAGGACCCGAACAAGGAGGCGGGUGACUUCGGCGAUCCUUUGGGCCUUGGCCAGUACAACGAGGAGUUCCGCAACAAGGAGCUGAACAACGGCCGCUUUGCCAUGUUCGCAGCGCUCGGCAUUAUCUCAGCCGACCUGCUGACUGGCAAGGCCAUCUAUUGUCGCCAGGUGCCACUUGGCGCUUCACGGAGUGUUCCGGCGGUUUCACCCAUGCUCAGCUGAGCUGCCGAAGCUUCAGACUAUUGAAGUACAUCCUAUGACAUGGUCGCGUCAUGGAUGCCAC